Penaeus indicus is the source of this 606-nucleotide messenger RNA. Its product is annotated as craniofacial development protein 2-like. The record is from RefSeq and is a predicted model, not a curated record. Lineage: Eukaryota; Metazoa; Arthropoda; Malacostraca; Decapoda; Penaeidae. Bases 1 to 606 code for a protein of 201 amino acids. The transcript is spliced from 2 exons.
AUGCUUCUAGUCAAAUUAAGAGCAAGCCCUUUCAAUGUCAACGUCAUUGUAGUUUACGCUCCCACUGUGGAUACAGAUGAGGCUGUUGUUGAUCAAUUCUACGGCUCUCUCAAGAAGCUCAUGAAAUGCUGCAAGUCACAGGAGGUCACAAUUGUUGUGGGCAAUUGGAAUGCAAAGGUUGGCGAAGAGCGCACAAGAAAAAUAACAGGCCCUUUCGGCCUCGGCGAAAGGAAUGAACGCCGCUACACGUGGACACAAGCUGGUGCCCAGGCGCGCAACCAGAUAGAUUACAUCUUGAUCAAUGAACGUUUCUGUCAAGCAGUCAAGCACUCUCAAGCAUAUUCUGGGGCAGAUAUCAACUCUGAUCACAACCCAGUCAUCGCGAAAAUCAGGCUCUCCCUUAAACGUGUCCCUAAGCCAGUGAGAAAGAGGAAGUUCAUGCUGCGUUCCCUGACCCAGAAUCCAGAAAUCAAAGAAGCUUUCAAGAACGAGGUCUUGAACAAUAUCGAAGUAUCACACGCAAAUGUCGAGGCAAGAUUCGAAAACUUCAAAAAGUCCAUCAGUGAAGCUGCUGAACAUUAUAUCCCCAGAGAGGAAGCGGAAUAG